Molecule: messenger RNA, 2543 nt
Organism: Aspergillus ibericus CBS 121593
Lineage: Eukaryota; Fungi; Ascomycota; Eurotiomycetes; Eurotiales; Aspergillaceae
Product: putative signal transducer
Exons: 2
Coding region: 230-2488 (752 amino acids)
Biological process (GO): regulation of DNA-templated transcription; chromatin remodeling
Cellular component (GO): nucleus
Molecular function (GO): ATP-dependent H2AZ histone chaperone activity
Source: RefSeq, a predicted model, not a curated record
GCCCUUCUCCCCCCCUUUCGAUAUAUGCACGUGGUUACCUGAGGUGCUACGACUCUCUAUGGAUCUCUAGAUUAAUUAAAUGCAUAACAGUACUCGAAAGUGGUACACCCGAUCGUCCCAUAAGCGCCUGAUCCGACUCGCGUUGUACCGUGAUUUUACGGUCGGCAUCCGAUAGACAGCUAAAGUCCCUCUUUCGCCGGGGGGAAAUUCAGUCUCCUCGUCACGACAAAUGGCAGACGACCAUGAGAGCCCCUCCUCCGUGGAGGCGGCGCCGGUAGAAUCGCUCAUCCAGGGGCGUGCGAAGCGAAGCACUGCUGGACUUCAUAUGUCAGCCCUCUUGGACGCCGCUGCAGACGAUGACCUUGCGCUCUUGUUCGAGGAAGUGGAGGAUGAUAAUGAGUUUGCAAUUGAUGCAGAGGAGGAAGGGGGAGAGGAGGAUGAUAUGCGUUUUGAAUCUUCCUCGGACGACGAGGACGACCAAGGACCCGACGCGCGGGCGGACGAACUGGAGGGCGAACAACAGCUACAGAAGGAAGAACGACAAGAGCGAAAGAAGCGACGGGCGCAAGAAGAUAUUCGGUUCAAGAUAGCCAGCAAGAAGGUCAAAAUUGACCCCACGGCCGUGUCCGCAGUGCCCGCCCCUCGCCCGAAAAAGAAGUCAGAACGUAUCUCAUGGAUCCCUACGCCGGAGGAAGGGCCCACGCGGUCGUCCUCUCGUCGUCAGACCAUGCAAAACAAAGAACUUACGCAUGCACGUCUCAAGGAUAGCGAAGAAAAGCGCAUUCGCCUCAUAGCAACAAUGGAGGAAGCCGCCAAAAGGAAAGCCCAGUUCAAGCCAAAGGAGAUGACGCAAGCUGAGCGUCUUGCGGAAGCCGAAAGAGUGGAAAGACACAACAGCAAGAGUCUCAACCGGUGGGAGGAAAUGGAAAAGAGAAAGGCCGAAGAACGACUUGCGAAAAUCGAAGCCCUUCAGAACCGCCGCCUUGAAGGCCCAGUCAUGUCGUAUUGGAGUGGCAUAGCAACAUGGGUUAAUGGUCGCUUAACGCGCAUCGGCAAAGUCGAUGUAACGCCAAAGCCAGAGAAGGAGGACAAUGCACGCAGGAAAAGCAAGAAGAUGGACAAAGAAAGCAAAAAUGUGAUAGAGCAAAAACCGACCGAGGAUGCUGCUGCUGCUGGGUCUGCCACGUCGCAAACAGCCCCUCCUUCCACCCAGACUGAGAAUUCAACUCUACCACAAACAUCUACCGACGGAGAGCCGGUGAAGCAGAACCACGAUCCUGAGCACCAACAAACAACCUCCGAACCCAGUCAAACCAAUGGCGCAAUAUCGCAAGACAAACCCGCCGAUGCUGUAGUAGAGGCUCCCGCGUCCACUCAUGCGCCUACGGAGACUAAUGCUGCUGCUGAGCCUGUCCAACCAUCCACAUCUGCGCUCAACGAUGGGUCGGGUACAGAGGCAGCACCAGACGCAGCUUCUCCAAAGACCGAACCCGAGAAGUCUGAGGGAGCUGCUGAAGCUCAGGCUACAGAUGCAGCUCUACAAGAGGGAAAAGUGGAUGAAAAGCCGGAUAUACAGCAACCAGAUGAGACGCCUAUACACGCAGCUGAAGCUCAACAGUCCACGUCGCAGGUGUCUGGUAAGAACUCAGCAAUUGAGUCCGAGAAGCAGCCUGACCCAGAUCCACCAUCUGCAGAUGCGAAUUCAGGUGAUGCAUUGACAAAAUCAGCUCCUGAACCCCCCGCAGCCACUCAAAAAGUGUCUGAGACUGCAUCCACGGCGCCACCGCAGGUUUCCCCUACUGCAACCCCGGAUGCUACUGAUGCCCCUCCACAGCCCGCUCUGCAAGAGACUGCACCCGGUUCAACAGAACCAAGACAAGAGGCCCCAGAGGUAUCUGUGGACCAGCCAGCUGUCGUGAAUGAAGAAACUCCACAACCACAAGUUCCAGAGGUCCCUCCAGUUAUAGAGCAGACAGGACGAAACCUUACGGUGUUGGAAAACUUUGAUGACAAGACUGCCCAGAGUCGCGAGUUCAGCAUCUAUUUCAACGCGAAGAAACCUCCUAGGCUAACCAAGAUUUCGUCUUCGCUCUGCGUUAUUACAUCACUUCCCUCGCGCUAUCGGGACCCCGAAACGUCGUUGCCCUUCGCAAACUCCUACGCUUACAAUGAAAUCCGACAUACCGUGGCGCAGAAGUACAGCUGGAGCCCAAUGCUUGGGUGUUACGUUGGCCCUGUCGGGGUUGCUGCGCGAGGAGUUCCAGCGCGGUUUUUGGGUGGCGCUGAAGCAGAAGAGGAAGCUAAAGAGGGCGAACAGAGUGAUAAGGACGGCAGCAACGAAGCUGCUACAAACAAGACCGAGAGCGGACCAAAGGCGCCCUCCGGCGAUGCUCCCACUCUAUCUACCUCGAGCCCUUCAGCUGCAGCUGCAGCUGCACCCACACCCGCUGCGGCUGCCGCGGGCGAUCCGAUGGAAAUUGAUACAUGAUUAUAGCAGCCUGACUGCGAGGUCAGGACGAGCAAAUGGAGCGUUGAGUCAUUGU